AUGGCUCCCAGUAGUCAUAUAUUAGAAAAUGUCUGGGGCCUCUCAGAAACUGCAUCUGGUAGUGAGCAACAGUCCACAGCGAAGCCAGGUAGGGGAAAAGAGCAAAUAAGCAGCAGUGACAGCUUCUCAGGAUGGGAAUCUAUCUUUUCACUUUGGAAGCUGAUUGGCAGCUGGCUGGAGUGGGGGAAUGUUCCACUUCCUAAGGAGUUAAGAACUGAGGAGCUCCGAAGCGGCACGGAAGAGUCGUCUCCAGAGCCCAUCUGCUCCCCGAUGAAGAAGAGCUUCUUCAGCUUGUGGAACGCCAGCCCGCCGGUGGACGGCGGGCCGGAGCCGGGGUACCACCUGCGGGACAGAGACCUAGGCAAGAUCCACCUGGUGGCCAGCGCGGGCAAUGUGACCAAAGUGCAGCAUCUGCUCUUGCUGGGGAAGAGCGGCCCCAAGGAGAGGGACAAGAUGCACAGGACAGCUCUGCACUUAGCUUGUGCCUGUGGCCAUAAAGAGGUAGUCACUCUCCUAGUGGAGAGAAAAUGCCAGCUGAACCUCUAUGACAGUGAAAACAGGACAGCGUUGGUUAAGGCAGUACAAUGUCAGAAAGAGGAAUGUGCCACAAUUCUGCUGGAACAUGGUGCGGACCCGAAUCUGCAGGACAUCAGCGGUAAUACUGCUCUACACUACGCUAUCUCCAGUCAGAACAGGGUCAUAGCUGCCAAGCUGCUGGCACAUGAUGCAGACAUUAAAAUAAGUAACAAGGAUGACCUCACGCCAGUUUCACUGGCUGUCAAGGAAAACAAACAGGAAAUGGCAGAUUUUUUUAAAAAGGAAUCAAAUAGAUAUGCAUUAGGAAAAAUGCAAAGCAGUUGCCAAGUGACUUCUGAAUAUGCACUUUAAAACAUACCUAAACAUUCUCUUCAAAAACAAUCCAGAUUUUCCAGUAAACCUGGCAUUGAAUAUUCAUGGCCUAUAUCUGAUGAUGACUUUGAUUUUGAAGUCAAGACUGUCCAGAAACCAAACUUAACAAAGCUAAUGGCUGUUUCCGAGCACUCUCAGAAAAACCAAGCAAAAGGUGGCACCGUGAGACCGCAAAGAGUCUUAUUUGAGGAUGAAUCUGAAUCUGAAAAUGAAGAUGUGCUUGAAACAUUUCCCGGAUCUUCAGUCAAAGUCCAAGACACUUCUCAUCCUGACUUACUGUCACCCGAACCUGUUCUGAAGCCUUUGAAACCUUUUGCAACCCUUGAUCUUCCAGAUGAAAGACCUAUAAAGUCAGCAGUUGAAAAAGAAAAAAAUGAUAUUGAAAGUGUGUCACAAGCCCAAACAAAAAAUGACAAUUUGCCAUGUGUUGAUGAAGCUCACAAAAAAAGAAGUGAAAUGCUGUCAGCACUGGGAUUAGGAGAAGAGGAAGAUAUAGACUCACCUUGGGACUCUGAGAGUAUUUCUGAGAGUCUACCACAGAAGUAUGUUUAUCACUUAUCAGCAACUGCAAAUCAAAGAGAAAAAAGUACACUAAAUGGACAAGUAGAAGAUGUUUUAUAUAUUCCUUCUUUCAUGAGUGGAUAGAACUUUAAGAUGGCUAAAAUAGAUGAUACCAGAAAUAGAGACUUUCCAGUUGCCCACCUAGAAUCUCUUGAAAACUACCACCACUUGAAGCCUUCUAUUGAAGUGAAAGACUCCAUUCCUAAUAAAUCAUUCGGAAUAAAGGAUGUUCAAACAGCUCAACCAGAUUUGCCACCUGAACUAGACUUAGACAUGGCACCAGAGGAGGAUCAAGAAAGACUUGAUGAACAUGAAAAUAACCACUUGCAUGUUGAUGAAGAAAAGAAGAAAAACAAAAACAGUGAAAGCCUCCAACAAGAAAACACCUAUGAAGGUGCUACUACUGGGUUAGUUCAACCCAUAAAGAGCAGAAACACUGUUCUCCAGGAAUUUCCUAUUUUGGAAAAUAAAGAGUCUGACAGGUUGCUCGUGAAGGAUGUAGAAGGAAAAGAAAAUGAAAAAUGGACUUUGAAAGAACCAGUGGUUGCAUCAGUAAUGGAGAAGGCUGAAUCGCUGGGUAGUAAUUCACCACAUGAAGUGAAUGAUGACAGCAUUUUAAGGGAAGUGGAUCAAAAUGGGAAGGUCAGACAUCAGAUUAACUCUGUGGAUGACUUUGGUGAAUUACCUGAGUCAUCUGAAACAACUUCAGAGGACUGUUCGCUACCUUCCUCUAAUUAUAAGAAUUCUAUGUUAGUAAUUGAAAAACUUGGCAAGGAUUGUAAAGAUUCUGUUAGCUUAUUGAAAAUUCAGGAUGCAGUUCUUUCAUAUGAAAGGUUAAUAGAACUGAAAAAAAUCAUUGUGAACUACUUACAGGAAAAAAUUUAAAAAAUGAGAAAUAAGGUUAGUGGACUUCAAAAGGAGCUAUCAGAGGCAAAAGAAACAACAUCACAACUAGAACGUCAAAAUGUGGAAUUGGAGCAAGAACUUUGCAGUCUGAGAUUUUCCUUGGAACAAGAGGAAGAGAAAAGACAAAAUGCUGAGAUGUUACUGGAAAAAAUUAGAGAGCAGUUAAGAAAAACAGAAGAGCAGUGCAAUAAAAAAGUUAUUCAACAGCAACUUGAACUCAACCUAUGGAUACUAGACAUGGAAUUAAGGACUGUGAGAAAUCAUUUGAGCCAGGUUGUAGAAGAACGAAAUAAAACUGAGAGACAACUUUCUCAAGAACAGAAUGCCAGAGUAUUACAAGAAGGCAUUUUGAAUAGUCACCUUUCCAAACAAAAGGAGCUAGAAAUGUCUUAUAAGAAAAUGAAUUCUGAGGUGGUUGUGAGACAACUUCAGCAAGAACUGGCUGAUAAUCUAAAGAAGCAAUCUAUGACAGAGGCUCCGCUGGAAGUUGUAGCCCGUUACUGCACUAACUUAGAGGAUGAGAAGAAGGAUUUAAAGAGGAAGUUUCAAGAAGUCCAGGAUCAACAUACAGAGGCUGUACAAGCAGCAUCUCAAGAAAACUUAGAACAGUUAAGAGAGAAUAAUACUUCUUUGAGAAGUCAAAUGAAACUCAGAAUUAAAGAGCUGGAAUCUGAACUUUCUAAAAUGAAAACUCAGGAAGUCCCAAAUAGAAUAGAAUUGGAAAAAUACAAGCGACAAAUUAGAAAUUUGGAACAUGAAUUCAUCAAAAUGAAAUCUCAGGAAGAGUGUAAUAAAAUAGAAUUGGAAAAAUAUAAGCAACUCUUCCUAGAAGAAAUGAAAGUUAGAAAAUCCUUGGCAAAUAAGCUAAAAAAUCUUCACAGAGAUAAUGAGAGGCUUGCCAAGGUCAUCAGCACUAAACUCCUGGUGGAGAAACAGCAAAGCAGAUCUCUGCUGAGUACCCUGACUGGCAGGCCAGUUCUGGAGCCUCCUUAUAUGGGAAAUCUCACUAACAGUGCAAGGCUGCCCAGAAAUCUGGCUUCAAGAGAAAACAUCCUAUUUCCUUCUGCCAACCCACGACCUCCAGAUGGCAGCAUGGAGACUUUCUUGUUCCAGAUGCAGCAAGAAUUGGAAAAAAGUAUCAAUAGAGAACUGGAAGAAGGUGCUGCUGAAUUAGAAUCUGGAUCCUAUAGAUCUCUUCCAAGAUCUAUUGAAGCACAGAAUCUAACUCAGGAUCUACUUUGGAAAACAUCACGAGAAUAUGUAGAGAUUUUGAAAAAAAAUUAUCUGAUUUGAAAUUAUGAAGUUGUAUUUUGUGGCCUGUUUACAUAACAUUAAAAUGAUUUCCAUAUUAAAAAAAAGCAAAA
Molecule: messenger RNA, 3740 nt
Organism: Suncus etruscus (white-toothed pygmy shrew)
Lineage: Eukaryota; Metazoa; Chordata; Mammalia; Eulipotyphla; Soricidae
Product: ankyrin repeat domain-containing protein 26-like
Molecular function (GO): protein binding
Source: RefSeq, a predicted model, not a curated record